AAUGGAAAUAGUAAGAUUCUAAAGAAAAUUUGCAUCGAGAAUAAAAAAUGUUGUGAAAGAUAUCGAUACAAACUCACUCACCUUUCUAUAUUUAACGAAUAUAUUGCGAGAGACAUUUGGUAUGCUCUGGAGCAAUUGUGCAAAUAUUCAAGCGUAGCAACAACCGACACAUUACUCAUAUUCGUCAUUCAUCAAGAGAAUCGGUUUGGUUUCAAUUCAUUUUUUGGCUUUUCAAAUGUUGCGUAAAAAAUGAAUUGAAAAAGUAUAUAGAAAUGGGGUGCAUUGUCAUCUCAUCGUCGUCGUCUCGAUGCUGCAGCAGAAAAUAUUUGCAAAAUCACAGCAGUCUUCAAUAAGUAUAGACAGAGAUAGGCUACCCGAACAUGAUCCGAGCGUUUGUUCAACAAAUUUUAAUAUGCAUUGUACUUAUUCAUUUUUACUCAUAUUGGUGGUUCGACGAAUAUGAGACGAGUUUAGCUGUCGUUAAUGAACUAAAAUUGAUUAUACCGAAAGAGCAUUUGUCAAAUGUUGUUAUUGACGAUCGGUUUUUGGUUCAAGAAUUGCUGGGCGACGGUUAUACCGGGUUUGUUCGAAGUGGCAUUGACCUAAAAACUGGAGAAGAAGUUGCUAUCAAGUUUGCAGAGGAAGAUCGAUAUUUUUCGCUGGAAAAAGAAUAUGUCAAUUAUUUAUAUUUGGGUGCUGAUGAUCCCGAUGUCGUGCAACAUGGCAUACCACAUAUCAUACAUUUUGGAGACUUUGGCGGCUUUAAAGUGCUUGUGAUGACGAAGACGGGCCCAAAUUUAUAUGAUUUAGCUUACGAAACAGACGAUGAGAAAUUUACAUUCAGUACAAUCUGCAAAAUUGCGAUACAAUCGAUAAGGAUAUUUGAAUAUAUCCAUUCAAAAGGCUUGCUAUUCCAUGAUGUUAAACCAACAAACAUUGCCGUUGGCAGAACGAAUGCAGAUCAAAUCUUUUUCUAUGAUUUUGCAUUCAGCGAAUUUUACGUCAAUGCUAUGGGUGAACCAAAAGCAAGGGAAAAAGCCACUGAGCUAAAUGGAACUCCCGAGUAUAUGGGCAGAGGACCAUUGAAUAGAAAUACUCAUGUUCGAAAGGAUGAUUUCAUAUCAUUUGGUCUCGUUUUACUUCAUUUAAAUGGUGUUCGACUCCCCUGGAUGAAUCUUACGAAUGAAUUUGAAGAUAUUUAUCAAACGAUGGACAUUGUACUUGAGCAGUGGGCAAAGUAUGGCAUCUAUGCAAUCUGCAAUGAGUCGGAUAGUCCAAAUUUUUUCGUCAAAUACUUCGACUACUUCGACACACUGAAGUCUCAUGAACGACCCGAUUAUGAUUUCUUGGUGCAACUUUUUGAAAAUGAGCUAACAGCCGAAGAGCUCGCAAAUAAAAACUGGAACGACUGCGAAAUCAAACAUACGAACGACACAGAUAAUUUCGAAAAGUUUGAUUCUGAUGAUAAUAACAAAGAGACGAGUUUAACCGUAGUAAAUGAGUUGAAAUGGACUAUACCAGAAAAAUAUAUUCAUGGCGUUGUCAUUGACGAUCGAUUUAUAGUGGGCAAGCAUUUGGGCCACGGUUAUACCGGAUUUGUGAGAAGCGGUCUCGAUACAAAGACAGGCACUGAAGUGGCUAUUAAAUUUGCCGCGGAAGAUAAAUUUCACUAUCUGGAAAAUGAAUUUGUGAACUAUUUAUAUUUGGGAGCUGAUGAUCCGGACAUUGUUCAGCAUGGUGUACCGUAUAUUGUACAUUUUGGUGACUUUCUUGACUAUAAAAUAUUGGUGAUGACUAAAGCUGGACCAUCACUCUUUGAAUUACGAAACAGGACAAAGGCCGGAAAGAUCGAAUUGAAAUGGCUGUGCAAAAUUGCAAUUCAAGCUAUAAGAAUAUUGCAAUUUAUCCAUUCGAAGGGAUUGAUUUUUCAUGACGUCAAACCACAAAACAUUGUCGUCAGUGAUGCAAAUGAAAAUCAAAUACUCUUCAUUGACUUUGCUUUCAGCAAAUUUUACCGUAAUGCAAUGGGUGAACCAGAACCACGAAAAGCAACAGAUUGGUACAGUGGAACGCCCGGUUAUAUGGCUAGAAAACCAUUGAAUAGAUAUACUCAAGUUCGAAAGGACGAUUUCAUUUCACUGGGAAUAACGCUGCUUGUGUUGAAUGGCGUGUUUGUUCCGUGGAUGGAUGAGAUAAACUCUGGAGACGAUUUUGUGGUGAAAAUGGACACUGCACUUGCUGGUUGGGAAAAAUAUGGCAUCAAAAGACCUAUCGAUAAUUCGGAUAGUCCAAAACUAUUUUCAAAAUAUUUCGACUAUUUCGAUACCAUUCAAUCACAUGAAGAGCCUGAUUAUGAUGGCCUUGUUGAACUUUUCACAUCAGAAUUGAAGAGUAUCUUAGAAAAAGAGCCGGAUUAUGAUGUAUCUAAGGGAUACAAUUUACAUACUAGUGUUUUCAAAGAAUAAUAGGUGUAGUAUUUAAUGAUUGUAAUAUUCAAUGUUCCGAAAUUCAAUUUAAUAUUUUUUUAUGUCCAAUAAAUCUUAUUGCAACGUUGAUCGACGAAUAUUUGCCGCACAGAAUCGUGUUUAGUAAUUGAGAGGUGCUAGACUAUAAUAUCCAUAUACUUAACAUAACCGAAGCCCUGUAAAAUAAUAAAAUUGAAUUAAAUUCAUUGAAAAACUAUUUUUGGCUUUCAACAAAA
Molecule: messenger RNA, 2701 nt
Organism: Sitodiplosis mosellana (orange wheat blossom midge)
Lineage: Eukaryota; Metazoa; Arthropoda; Insecta; Diptera; Cecidomyiidae
Exons: 11
Coding region: 381-2465 (694 amino acids)
Biological process (GO): signal transduction; peptidyl-serine phosphorylation
Cellular component (GO): nucleus; cytoplasm
Molecular function (GO): ATP binding; protein serine/threonine kinase activity
Source: RefSeq, a predicted model, not a curated record